GUCAUGGAUUUUUUUGACAGCACUGUGGUGGAGUCGGCGACCCGCCACGCUGUCUCUGCCUCUGGCUCGAGUUCAAGUUUUGAUCUUUUGCCCACAAUCUGAACGAGAAUCGAGUUCAAGAUCACACAAGAACACACAUUUACGAUUCCCGCUUCUGCCCUCAACGAUAGCGCCGUCAAAACGCCCCGGACAGCUGCCGACCCCUCGUUCCUCCGCCGACUGCAAUUCAAGUGGCCCGUGUCGUCGUGUGUUUCCUAGGUGCUACCGGUGCGCUGCCUGAUACGGCAUAGCUUUGUUGCUGAGCUUGAAUAUUCCCAUCGAGUUACGGUUUCCGACUUCUUCAUGGAUAAUCUAUGGAGUCGCCGUGCCAGCUCGAGCAAGCUCUCUCUUUCAACAUCAAGUACCGGACAGGACAGCCCCUCGGGGCGCAACUCUUCCUUCAAGCGAUUCGGCGGUGACAGCUCGGCGCUUGGCAAGAGCUCGUUCGGCGCCAUAACACCAGGCAGCGGCCUGGCGUCUCCGAUCGGCGGGGCGUCCAGCGCCUUCGGCCUGGGCUCGGGCGCAUUUGCGUCGUUCGGCUCGGCCAAGACGCCCAAGUCGCCGGCGAACCCGUUUGACUCGGCCGUCGGCGCUGCCGUCAAAACCCCGACGGCGGAGAAAUCCGCAAAAGACGGGGCCCCAGGAGACAAGGCGAUAAGCAAGCCGGCUUCCACCGCUUCGCUGAAGGACGAGGGAAAGGCGGCUGCCCAGCCGACGGCCGGACCGGCGGCACCAUCAGCCCACCCGCUGCGCAACAGCUGGGUCUUUUGGUUCCGCCCGCCCAUUUCCAAGGCGAACGGAUUUAUCGAGUACGAGAAGACGCUCCACCGGAUCGCCACUGUCGAGACGGUUGAACACUUCUUUUCGGUGUACAAACACCUCAAGCGGCCGUCGGCGCUGCCGCUGGUGUCGGACUACCAUCUCUUCAAGAAGGGGAUCCGGCCAAUAUGGGAGGAUGAGGAGAACAAGAACGGCGGGAAGUGGGUGGUGCGUCUGAGAAAGGGCGUCGCCGACCGUUACUGGGAGGACCUGCUGCUUGCCAUCAUCGGCGACCAGUUCUGCGAGGCCAGUGACGAGGUGUGUGGGGCCGUGCUAAGCGUGCGCAACGGCGAGGACAUCCUCAGCAUCUGGGCUCGGGAGAGCGGGCAGCGGGUCCUCAAGAUCCGUGAGACAAUGCGACGGAUCCUGUCCUUCCCGCCGGACACGAAACUCGAGUGGAAGAGCCACGACUCGAGCAUUCAGCAGCGCAACGCCAUUGAGGAGUCACGGCGAGAGAAGGCGAACAAUCACCACCACGGCGACAAGCGGUCGUCGAACAAGCAGCAGCAGCAGCAGCAUCACCACCAAAACCAACAGCAAGGUGAUGACCAAAAGAACCCCAGCAGCUCAUAACUUGCUCCUCUCCCCAAGCGGGAAAGCGCGUGCGCGGCUGCGGCGUAGGAAGAGGUUCUCCUUGGCCACACCAAGCAUGCGAUGCGAUGUACAGUACCGAAAUGUCAACAUGCAUUUGUGCGAAUUG
Thermothielavioides terrestris NRRL 8126 is the source of this 1558-nucleotide messenger RNA. RefSeq lists its product as uncharacterized. Gene Ontology annotation, molecular function: RNA 7-methylguanosine cap binding; translation initiation factor activity. The record is from RefSeq and is a predicted model, not a curated record. The transcript is spliced from 4 exons. Gene Ontology annotation, cellular component: cytoplasm; eukaryotic translation initiation factor 4F complex. Bases 343 to 1431 code for a protein of 362 amino acids. Lineage: Eukaryota; Fungi; Ascomycota; Sordariomycetes; Sordariales; Chaetomiaceae. Gene Ontology annotation, biological process: translational initiation.